GAAACCGGUCAUACGGUAUGUUAAUAUUUUGAGUCGCAUACUUUUUGUGUUCGUGAGCGUUCGUGAGUUAAAAAUGUCUUCGUUUGAUCCGGAAAAUCACUCAACCCCGUCACCGACGGCUGAAAAGUUGAUACAGUACCUUGCGACGCUCUCAGCUACCCUGGCCGCGGUGACUGCUGGUAAUUAUCUCGGCUGGUCAUCCCCAGCUCUCCCACUCUACAAUCAAAAGGAUACACUAACCUUGGUCGAGGACGAACAGUCAUGGGUCGGAUCCUUGCUCCCGCUGGGAGCUCUCGUGGGUGCCAUUCCCGCUGGAUGGAUAGCCGAUAAAGUAGGACGAAAAAAGGCCAUACUGAUGAUUGGCGUUCCUUAUUUGAUUUGCUGGUUCAUCAUAGGAUUUGCACCAAGCCCUUUAUGGUUGUUCGUGGCUCGAUUUUUUGCUGGAGCUGCAAUCGGGGCAACGACAGUCGUGGUUCCGUUGUACGUGUCCGAAAUUGCGGAGCCAGCCAUUCGAGGUACUCUUGGUGCGUUGUUCCAGCUCCAGAUCACGAUUGGCAUUUCGCUGGGAUAUUUGACAGGUUUGAUAAAAAAUUUGAAAUGGAUCGCCGUCACCUCAGCCCUUACACCGGCAGCUCUGCUGCUGGUUUUUCUCUUCAUGCCGGAAACGCCGGUGUGGUUGAUCGGCCAAGACCGUCGAGACGACGCGGAGAGAGCCAUGGAGCGACUUAGGGGAAAAAGUUACCCCUUUCAGCAGGAGCUUGCGCAGCUCGAGAGCAAUAGAAAAUCUCAGAGGAUGCAUAAGGCUAGCUUUACCGAGUUGAAGAAUCACAAAAGGGCCGUGCUGAUAUCCUUCGGACUUAUGAUUCUCCAACAACUGUCUGGAAUAAAUGCCGUAAUCUUUUACGCCGAGGAACUUUUCAAGGCCGAAGGGUCGGCACUUAGCCCAACGGCUUGCACGGGCAUCAUGGGUGUCGCCCAGGUCUUCGCAACCUGCGUAUCCAUGCUGCUGAUCGACAAAGCCGGCCGAAGAAUUCUUCUCAUGACCAGUUCCAGCGUCAUGGGUCUUUGUCUUAUUGCCGUCGCCCUGCAUUUCUAUUUUCAGUCUGGAGUACAAUCGACCGGCAUCCCAUGGGCGCCUCUGAUAUUCUUAACGAUCUACGUAAUCAUGUUCGCCAUCGGAUUUGGACCAGUGCCUUGGAUCAUGGUGAACGAAGUGUCGCCGACAAACGUCGUGGGCACAAUCGGUUCCGCGGCAGCGAUGUUGAAUUGGUCGCUGGCCUUCGCGGUGACAAAGAUUUUCAUCAACAUGAAACUCGUCAUUGGCUUGCCGCUGUCAUUCGGCAUGUUCGCAUUGAUAUGCUUAACCGGUACUAUUUUCAUCGCGGCUAUCAUACCCGAAACAAAGGGCAAGACCAGGGAGGAAAUUCAGAUGAAAUUGCACAGGAUCAGGAAGAUGGAAACGAAAAACGACACCGUCGCUAACGACCAAACUACGCUGUGAUCUAGUAACGAUCGCGAGGUCAUCAUGGAGUCACGGGAUAUGAUAAGAGGGAAUGGAAUGGGAUGAGUUCGACGGACGAAAGGGGCGCUUAUCGCUCAUCCCCUGAAGAACAGCGAAAAAUUCAAGAUUCUCGUUUCGAGCAAGGAAACCCGGGUCCUUCUUUUAUCAUGUUGAUGGGGUCCCGUGCUAUCCAAUGUCACACUGUUGGUCCUCGUGGUCCUUCUCAUUUUUUAACUCAGACUCUAUUACCACGGACUCUUCUUCUUUACAGGGAUGCAAGUGACCUAUAACUUAGACCCAAGAUUACUCUGAAUUGGGGUUGUGGCUUGAUUUGUUACUAAAGCAACUGCGGAAGCUUCAUUUCUUCUACUUUCGGACCUGAAUUCUGUCUCUCAUUGCAUUUGUUGUUGUAAUGACAAAGCAUUGAUCCGUUCUUGAUCUAAUUAACGGAUGGUUUUCACUGUGUUUUUUCAUCCGUUUUUCCCUUCGUAUUCUAAUAGAAGGAAAACCUGAAACAAUCACCUUACCACCAGGUCCUUUAAUGCACUCGGAUCAAGGAUUUAAACCGAAUAGAAAUUUCACGCUGUAAUUUCGGUCAGCGAUAAUUUCGAUUUUUGUCCACCUUCACUGGCUCUUGUACAUGAGUAAUAAUCCCGAAUCGAUCAUUUUAUAUCGAGGAAAAAGUAAAGAAUGAAAUGUCUUUUUUUUUCAUUUGUAAAAGCUUGUAUGACUCUGACAAUUAAGUGAAUACGAUAUGGUAUAAGUACCCCAUGAAUAUUUAUAAACUGAUUUACCGAUUUUAAUGGAUUUAUGGAACAUACUACUGGCAAAAGAAUGACACAAACCUUUUGUCAUAACUUUAUCAUUAGUAUAUGUCAACAUUAUUGACUACUCAGACUUCGUCAUAAAUAUUAUAUUUAAUUGUAUAUUAAAAACGGAAACGCUUCGAAGUGCAAUUACAUUUAAGAUCAUGAAAAUUCUCACGCACGUGCCGACUUUAUGUGUCUGAAAAAACAUAAUUUUCUUUUUAAAUACAUCGUAUUGUUUAUUUUUAAAUGAAACUAUUAGGCAUCGCCUUGCCAUCACAUUUUGACGCAAGAAUGACAUUGCAUUUUCAGUUACAAAUGAGAAACGUUUUAUGUAAAAAUUGGAGGCACCGUUUCAACUCGUUAUGGUAUAAGAUGAUUUGAUUAUGCCGAGGGCGGACUCUUAGGUGUCAAACGGAACAAAAUACUGGCUUAUGUGAUUGAGAAAAAAAAAAAUCAAAAAUCUUCCCUCUGGCAAAGUUAUUUUUUUUUUCCAAAAUUCCGGGUCAAUGUAUUCUGGCAAAAAGUUCAAACAACUUAUCAUUGAUUAUUGGUGAAAGAACUUUGUUACACGCAAAAUGAUCGUUUCAAGAAACUCGCCCAAGUACCGGUUUUUUCUUGGUAAUGAGGUAUACGUCCGACUGUGUAUUGACAGUUGCAACUUUCUGUGAUUAAAGUGUUUUUCCUUAUACGAAUAAAUCGUAGGACCCGAAAGAAAUGCCGAUCGCAAAAAGGAUUUUACGCAUGUCGCACUUUCGCGAAAUAACCAAUAUAAUAUAUAUAUAUACGAGAUAUAUAGAUAUAAGUACGUGUGCGUGUACACUGUAUGCGGCAUAUAAAUUUGAACUCAAUUAACGUGUUUGUAUAGACAUAUGUACAGUGUAAAUUACUGAUAAUAGUAAACCAAAAAUUGGUAAUGAUAAUCACCAUACUUGG
Messenger RNA from Neodiprion virginianus, 3243 nucleotides. Its product is annotated as facilitated trehalose transporter Tret1-like. Lineage: Eukaryota; Metazoa; Arthropoda; Insecta; Hymenoptera; Diprionidae. Gene Ontology annotation, biological process: transmembrane transport; carbohydrate transport. Gene Ontology annotation, molecular function: sugar transmembrane transporter activity. Gene Ontology annotation, cellular component: membrane. The record is from RefSeq and is a predicted model, not a curated record. Bases 74 to 1501 code for a protein of 475 amino acids. The transcript is spliced from 6 exons.